AAGAUAUCCAUUCACCAGCUUGAGGGGGAGUGUUGAAUGAUAGAGGAUUUCCAAAAAGAUAUUCUCCAUAUCAAGAUUUGAUCCUCUAAGAUUUGUCCAUAUUAAGUUUUGAUUCUCUAAGAUCUUUCCAUAUCAAAUUUUGAUUCUUUGUUUUAUUUUAUUUUGUAUAAUCACAGAUUUUAUGGGAUUUUGUUUCUAACCUCUUCUAGUAUAUAAAGCCAUGUAUAUGACAUUCAAAAAUAUAAAUGAAAUUAUUCAAGUAUCUUACUCUUUCCACAGCCAUUAAUGUUUUUCUCUCUUGUUUCUCACAAUGUUUCCUCCCUUGAAAGGAUAAAAGGUUCGCACUAUGUCAAACAUCUGUAUUUCUCAGAUUGGUUCAUCCAUGAGACUCUCUAUCUCGUAAUUUUAACCCUUUCAUUUUGUUUAGGUCUUUGCCAGAUGCAUGCUUUCAAUAUUGUAUCAUCUUGGGGCUUGAACAAUGUCUACUAGCAUCCUUUCCACGUGGUGGAGGUGCCUAUGGGUGUCUACUGCUCAUCUCAGCUUCGACCGGUUCAUACAAAUUGCCUGGCAGCGUAACUCAUUUUCUUUUCAUAUGGUCAAUAGUGGCCAGGGGUCAAAUUCUAGUCUGUGUAACAUCAAAGUAUAUUGAUUGGGUGAAACCAUAUGAAGAGAUUGCACGAGGGGUCGAACGUCGGGGAACUUCAUAUUUUUGUUUUGACUUAGACUCACUUAUCACGAUGAUACUGACAGUUGGCCUGAAUUUUCAAUAGCAUAGAGAGUUCAAAGUUGAUUUCAUCUUCUAACCCUGUAAUUUGUCUAUAGGUAGGACACCUUUUAAUCAGUAUACAGAUAUUUGACCAGUUAUGAGGUUGCCUAUACAUGGCUAUUGCUCAUGUAUAGUCUCAAAAGAUUGGUGUAGCUUAUCAGUUCACUAUUUUGCCUUCUGGGAAAUUACCUGGAUAAAGGCGUCUUCUUGGAAAAUUUUGUAUUGCAGAUGGGAUAAUCUAUUCUUGUUUAUUCCCUGCUUCAUUCAAUCAUCAAAUCAUAGUGCGUUUCCAAUGCUUUAGUGGGUGGGUUGUUGCCAUGCCGAACUUUCGGCAGUAUAUACUGUUUUUUGCUUCACACUACCAGUCUACCACCUAAUAACAAACUUCCCACUUGUUCCCUCCCUCUUAUAAAUACAGUCAUCCUUAUAUGCCACUUGAAGUUUACAUUGUGGAAUGUUUGAACAAAAGAAUCUGUUAUCAAAACUGGUAGUUAGUGGAGUGCAGCAACGAAUCAGUUCAUCUGGUAAAAAAGAAUAUAGUAAACAAAACAUGAGAAGAAAAAGCUGCAUGCUGACGACAGUGCCAUGGCUGCCACUAAAACAUUCUCUUGCUCGCUGUAAUCCAUGAUCCUAAUUUAAACAAUCCAGUCCAUAAAUAUAUGUUAAUACUAACUUAUAUAUAAAACUAAAGUGCCUCCAAGUUCUUGAUUGGCGUUUUUCCUAAUAGACCAAUAUAGACUUGAACCUUUUACUUCUAGACCCUAAAAUUAAUUGGUUUCAAGUUCCAGACAGCAAUGUUAUCCUCUAUGAUUGUCUUUUUGAUCCUAGCUAUGUUACUAAACACAGGGGUUGGUGUCAACUUCACCGAAGUUUUCGAGUCGAGUUGGUCACCUGACCAUAUUACUGUGGUAGGAGACCAAGUUAUGCUCACCCUUGACAAUGCUUCUGGCUGCGGGUUUCAGUCGAAGAACAAAUAUAUGUUUGGGAAAGCCAGCGCGCAGAUCAAACUAGUUGAUGGAGAUUCAGCUGGAACAGUCAUUGCUUUUUAUAUGUCAUCAGAGGGAGCUAAUCACGACGAACUGGACUUUGAGUUUCUAGGGAAUGUUUCAGGAGAACCAUACCUAGUACAAACAAAUGUGUACGCGAAUGGCACCGGAGACAGAGAGCAGAGGCAUAGUCUUUGGUUCGAUCCAACUGCGGAUUUCCACACUUACUCUUUCUUUUGGAAUCAUCAUACCAUUAUCUUUUCGGUUGAUGACAUUCCUAUUAGAGUGUUCAAAAACACAGAGAAAAAAGGCGUGGCAUACCCGAAAAAUCAAGGCAUGGGAGUUUAUGGAUCGUUGUGGAAUGCAGAUGACUGGGCUACACAAGGAGGGAGAGUGAAGACCAACUGGAGCCACUCUCCAUUUGUUGCAACAUUUCGAGCGUUCGAGAUUGAUGCUUGUGAUUUGUCUGGUGAGGACACAGUUGCUGCAGGCGCAAAAUGUGGCAAGUUAGCACAAUGCUGGUGGGAUAAGCCAGCCAUGAGGGAGCUGAACAAGAGCAAAAAGCGCCAAUUCAAAAUGGUUCAAUCUAAGCACUUGGUCUAUGAUUAUUGUAAGGAUACUGCAAGAUUCACUCAAAUGCCUAAAGAAUGCUUGGACUAGAGUUCGGCAAGCAACGUGUUGUUCAAUGUCUAAAUAUGUUUAUGUCUCGCACAAUUUUUGUUUCCCAAAUUUGUUGGUCCAAUUUGCUGAUCUUAUUUUAUUUUUUGGCUUGUUAUGCAAUCUAAUAAUU
Molecule: messenger RNA, 2542 nt
Organism: Nicotiana tabacum (common tobacco)
Lineage: Eukaryota; Viridiplantae; Streptophyta; Magnoliopsida; Solanales; Solanaceae
Source: RefSeq, a predicted model, not a curated record